Nezara viridula (southern green stink bug) is the source of this 1359-nucleotide messenger RNA. The record is from the annotation of a GenBank genome assembly. Lineage: Eukaryota; Metazoa; Arthropoda; Insecta; Hemiptera; Pentatomidae.
GAAGUCGUCAGCGAUGGGUGUCGUCCAAGACAGCGCUAAUGCUACUUCAAAACGUAGCCGUAAUGAUAGUGAUGGCAGUAAUUCCAGUGGAGAGUAUUCUGUCGAACCAAUCCAAUGCAGGUGGCAGGGCUGCCUGCAAUGGUUUGGAGGCGUAGAAAACCUUGGAAAUCAUGUUUCCAAAGUACAUACUAUUGCACGAGAAGACGGAAUGUUCUAUUGUGGUUGGGAUACCUGCAAGAGAACCAAUGGCUUUAAUGCCAGGUACAAAAUGUGUGUUCAUGUUCGUACUCACACAAAUGAAAGACCACAUAGUUGUUUUCAAUGUGGUAAAAGGUUUAGUAGAGCUGAAAACCUGAAAAUUCAUGCUCGAUCUCAUACUGGAGAAAAGCCUUAUGUUUGUUCCGUACCUGGGUGUGGAAAAAGAUAUUCAAAUUCAAGUGAUCGGUUUAAACACACCAGAACACAUUUAAUAGACAAACCAUAUGCUUGUAAAAUACCUGGAUGUCCUAAAAGGUAUACCGAUCCAAGUUCUCUUAGGAAGCAUGUCAAAACUUAUAAGCACUUUGUACCUAACAAUAUACCUGCUGUUGUUACUCCACCUAUUACUCCUCCUGUUGUUAAAAUGGAGAGUAGCCCAAGUCCUAUGGAGAGGGUUCAAGAAGCUACCUAUUUUGGAGGAGCUCCAAUCGUUCCAGUUGUACCCAUUCCUAUUCACGGUGUCCCGAUGCUCCCGUGGACUGGACUUGUUCACUGGUGGAGUGAACCUUUGCAAGAAGUCCCUCUGGACCUUACUAAGUCUUCUAGAAUACAAACUUAGAUAGGAAUUUAUUAAAAGUUAGGAAGUGUUAGAUAAGAAGUUUUUAAGUAUUUGGGGUCUACCUCAAGAAGUUCUUCCCCACCGUCCAAGACAGACUCAAGGCAGUAGGGGAAUGGAAACAGGCAAGACGUGGCUCCACCAGUAAGGUGCACAGCCGCUUCAAAUUUGCUGUGGUAAAUGUGAUGAAAUCUUAAUGUAAAAAUGGAAGGGUGUUCAUGAAUAAAUCAUAAAAUCCUAGGCAUAGGCACAGACUUCAGGGGGGAAGGUGGCCCCCUCCUCUCCUCCAAUAAAAAUAUUGAGGGGCGAAAAUAUUGUUUAGCUUCCCCAAUAUUUUGAAGUAAAAAAAAUUAAAAUCAGUAACAAAUAGCUCCAUAAAUGAAUUAAGGAAAAGUCGACUACCUUGCUAGGCUAAGGCCUUGAAUUACAAUCUAAAUGUUACAAUUAUUUGAAUUUUCAUUAAUAUUAAAAAAUAGUAUGAUGUAACAACAUUCCUAGGAUUUUAUGGUUCAUUAAACUUUCAUGUGCACCCCUCUAUUUUCUCG